Messenger RNA from Paramecium primaurelia, 705 nucleotides. The record is from the annotation of a GenBank genome assembly. Lineage: Eukaryota; Ciliophora; Oligohymenophorea; Peniculida; Parameciidae.
AUGAAAAGAAAAACUCUGUUACUUGAAGCUGAUAUUAUCUAAUAAAUAAAAAGUGCCUUCAACCUCAAUUAAAUCGAAAUCACAGAAUUGAUGACUUAAGCUAAACGAUAUGAUCCUAAAGGAACUGGUUAUGUUAGCAAAAAUGAAGUUGAUGAUAUUAUGAGAGGUUAUUGAUUUUAAUUUGAUAAUGUAGAUUUGAAGUUGUUGAAUAAUGAAAAAAUGAUUGCCAAAUUUAAAGAGGAAAUAAAAACUUAUGAUGGUAAAGUACUUGAACUUAAAUAAAUAUGUGAUCUUUAUUGUAAAUUGAAGAAUUAUUAAUAACAAUUAGAAGAUGAAGAAACAAUUACUUAAGAAUAUAGUAUUUUUUUAUUUCAAUUAUUUUUAGUUGAUGCAUUUGUUGCUUUAGGAGGAUAACCUGAUAGAUCAGGUUAUGUAUAAAAAUAAACAAUAAUAGAUAUCAUCUAAAAGGAAUUUGAAUUGAAAAUUGAUUUAGAAUCUUUUCUAGGGGAUUUCUAACUCACUCAAUUAGAAUUUGAAGAUUUUUGCUAACUUUUUGAGAAUGCUGGUGAAGAUGCCAAAUCUUUUAUUACUGUAUUAUUAAUUUUAUAAUAAUCUUAUUAGAGUUUCUCAUAAGCCAAAAGAAACAAUACUGAUUUUACCGUAAGAUUCAAAGAUUUUGAGAAAUGGGAGAAAACAACUAUGUGA